Messenger RNA from Kockovaella imperatae, 1953 nucleotides. RefSeq lists its product as hypothetical. The record is from RefSeq and is a predicted model, not a curated record. Bases 168 to 1808 code for a protein of 546 amino acids. NCBI's taxonomy places the organism in Eukaryota, Fungi, Basidiomycota, Tremellomycetes, Tremellales, Cuniculitremaceae. The transcript is spliced from 5 exons.
CCGCAAAUCCUUCUCGCAAGCGUGGUUUGAGCUGCUAUUAUUCGCGACAACGGAAUUCUUGCAGAAUCGAUGUAUAUCUUCUUGGAUGGGAAGAAGACGACGCGUUACGCACCUACAACUUCGAUGAAGAAGGUCCCAUCCACUGGGAUGAUGAGCUACGACAUGACAUGGAUGCGGAGCAGCAAGGGAUCCCCCGUUCUCGGCGCUACAAGCUCUUGCGGACCACGAGGGUGGAGAGAAGUGGAAUCCGGCACUCAGCUCGUCACGUUGAUAAUGCAGAGAACGAUGAAAAUGACGCACCGAACCAAGGCCCUUCCGACUCCCUCGUAGGCCCUACCAUUCAUCUACGUGACAUGGCGCGGGUUCUAUUUUCUUGGGUCAUCCCCGAGACUUUCCAGCAGCAGGAGGCCGAACUCAAUGCGAGUAUUGAGCUAGGAAGAAAUCAAGCAAUGGGAUUGGCACCUCAAGUCGAUGACAUGCAGGGAGACGACUUCGCUGCCGAUUCACAGCAGUCCGAUCACAGUAGUGCUGGUGGUAUGGACAUGGAAGUAUGGCAAGACGAUAACUUCGACCCCGGAGACAUGGGUUUUCCCAAUAACGAGACGCAGCAAACGUCCGACACUCACGUCCCGACACCCUCUGUCGACCUGAAUGCAACCGAGAAUGCCGGCCCGCUUGGCGGGAUUGACACUGGGCUUCCGGAACUUCCUUUGACGGCGAAUAGCGGCUCAAGCUCUUCAGGCUCCUCACCUCGCAUGGUACGCCAUACACAGCCUCUUGUGAGAUACGAUUACCCGGUCGAUUGGGACAUUAUGCCCCAUCGUAUACGUCAUCUCGAGCGACGUGAAGCAGAGCUCCUGGCGAUGGUCAACGACCUCUGCGAGGAACCAACCAGACAACAAUUGCGCUCGAAAGAAGAAGAAUUGGCGAGACUCAGGAAGACCCUCGAGAGACUUCAUCUCGACAAUCAUUACGCCGCGAUCCACCAAAGUUCGCAAGAAGUCUUGCUCAACCGUCUCAAGUCUGCCCUAACAGCGAGGACCGCCGGUGAAAAGAGAGCGAUCUCGAGUUCUCAUGACUACCAACGCCUAGCAUCAUCAAUGACUUCUCAGAUGAUGGAAUUCGAAUCCUUGCUUGUGGAAGAGCGGACCCGGACAGAGGAACUAGAGGACGACUUGAAGGAAUCAAGGGCGUUGUGCGAUCGCAAGGACGAGGAGAACAAAGAGUAUCAUCGAAAAGCCCAUCAUGCACUCAACCUGGCGAACGCGCGAAAAGACGACCUGUUGAGACUCGACAGAUCACUCGCCGAAAGUCGUGAACGUAUCAUUCUUCGUGACCGUGUGAUAUCCGAUCUCGAACAAGGUCUGGCACGUGCGAACGCCGACAUCUUAUCGCUGCAGACAUCGAAGGAAAGCCUACAAACGAACCUGGCUCACACCGAGAGGCAGCUAGAAGAUGCGCGCAAAGAGAGGAGACGGGUUGUGGAGAGGCUGUAUGCCGACAUCGAUCAUCAUCAGGCGCAGCAAAGCGCCUUGCAAGACCUCUUGAAGCUGUCCCAUGCUGAACACAGCAGAGACAUGAAGGCCGCGAACCUGGAGCUCAAGUCGGAAAAAGUACGCCGCGACCAACUUCAGUGCCAGUAUUCGGAUCUCAGUGAGCAGCUUCGGUCAGCUCAAGAAGAAUUGUCUCGGACCACCAAACGCCGUUUGGAGGACGUUGAGCUCGAUGAGCAGAUUGAAAGGCUGCAGGCCCAGAAACGCUCUCGAAGACAGGGAUCCCCUGGAAAGGCCGCUGGAGAUGUGCCGUGACUGGGUGUGUAGCUGUCCUAGUCAGCAGUGCUCUGCUCAAUGUAUGACUCGGAUAUCGUAGAGAUACAACGAUUGGCACAACACAGUUGUCAGAUAUCCGAGGUCUCUUUGUGCCCUUUCCAACGACAGGCGCAUUAUAUGCAUU